Labrus mixtus (cuckoo wrasse) is the source of this 4463-nucleotide messenger RNA. It is a transcript of the gene slc1a3a, whose product is annotated as solute carrier family 1 member 3a. Gene Ontology annotation, cellular component: plasma membrane. Gene Ontology annotation, molecular function: neutral L-amino acid transmembrane transporter activity; L-glutamate transmembrane transporter activity; glutamate:sodium symporter activity. Bases 309 to 2009 code for a protein of 566 amino acids. The transcript is spliced from 9 exons. NCBI's taxonomy places the organism in Eukaryota, Metazoa, Chordata, Actinopteri, Labriformes, Labridae. The record is from RefSeq and is a predicted model, not a curated record. Gene Ontology annotation, biological process: L-aspartate import across plasma membrane; D-aspartate import across plasma membrane; L-glutamate import across plasma membrane.
UUUCUCCUCCCAUCUCUCCUCUCGCUCCCUCAUUGCUGGUUGCUCGCACCGACCAGCUCACAGCCAAAGAGAUCCUCUGUCCCUCUCACACUGAUCCCCCCCUCCUCCCUGACUAACACAGAGACAUUACUCCACAGGAAGUUAUUGCUCAAGCCUAAAGGACUCUUGUAACCAAAGAAGUAGCAACAGUGUGGAGGAGGAGGAACAACCGUUAAGUGAAUUAGCCGCACCUCUGAGGUGUGAAGAGCGGUUCAAGUCAAGUCAAGUAAAACAGUUUACGAGACACCUGAGGACUCCAGCCGCAAGACAUGACUCAGAGCAACGGGGAGAACCCCCAGAGGAGCCGGAGCGGUCUCCACCAGAUCCGAGCCGGGAUCCAGUCCAGGUCGCUGCUGGCCAAGAAGAGAGUGGAGAACAUCACCAGGAGCGACGUGAAAGGAUGCUUCAUGAGAAACGCCUUUGUGAUCUUCACCGUCGCCGCUGUCAUCAUCGGCAUCAUCCUGGGAUUUGCCGUGCGGCCUUAUAAGAUGUCGCACCGUGAAGUGAAGUUCUUCUCCUUUCCCGGAGAGCUGCUGAUGAGGAUGCUGCAGAUGCUCGUGCUGCCCCUUCUGGUCUCCAGCCUCAUCACAGGUAUGGCCGCUCUGGACAGCCGUGCUUCUGGGAAAAUGGGCAUGAGGGCUGUGAUCUAUUACACCACCACCACCGUGAUCGCUGUGUUCAUCGGUAUCGUCAUGGUGCUCAUCAUUCACCCUGGGAAAGGAUCAAGGGAUGAGUUCGCCAAGCAGCCGAAGAUAGAGCAGAUCAGCCCUGCAGACGCCUUCCUCGACCUGAUCAGAAACAUGUUUCCUCCUAACCUUGUGGAGGCUUGCACCAAACAGUUUAAGACGCAGUAUGCCAAGAGAGUAGUCCACGUUACCAUGACAGUGAAUGACACGAUAUUCGCUGUCAACGGUAGCCAUGAGAUAACCCGGGAGGAGAUGAUCCCGGUGCCGGGGUCAGUGAACGGAGUCAACGCUCUGGGCCUGGUGGUGUUCUCCAUGUGCUUCGGCCUGAUCAUCGGCAGUAUGAAAGAACAGGGGCAGCCCCUCAAGGACUUCUUCGACUGUCUAAACGAGGCCAUCAUGAGGCUGGUCGCCAUCAUCAUGUGGUAUGCCCCCAUUGGUAUCCUGUUCCUGAUUGCGGGUAAGAUUGUGGAGAUGGACGACAUCACAUCCAUGGGUGGACAGCUGGGAAUGUACACAGUGACCGUCAUCUGUGGCCUGCUCGUCCACGCCAUCGUGGUCCUGCCAACGCUUUACUUCGUCAUCACCAGGAAGAACCCUUUUGUGUUCAUCGCCGGGAUUCUGCAGGCGCUGGUUACUGCUCUGGGAACGUCAUCCAGGUAUAUGGGACUGCAUGAUUUACAAGUUUAUUUCUUUUUUCAUUUUUUUUCCACAUUUAAUCAUAUUGUUCCUCCUUUUCCCCCUCUCAGUUCUGCCACUUUGCCCAUCACCUUCAAAUGCCUGGAGGAGAACAACAAGGUGGACAAACGCGUGACCCGAUUUGUGCUCCCUGUUGGCGCCACCAUAAACAUGGACGGCACUGCGCUAUACGAGGCCCUGGCAGCCAUCUUUAUCGCCCAGGUCAAUAACUAUGACCUCAACUUUGGACAGAUUCUCACCAUCAGUAUCACGGCAACAGCAGCCAGCAUUGGAGCAGCUGGAAUCCCUCAGGCUGGACUGGUCACCAUGGUGAUAGUGCUAACCUCUGUAGGCCUGCCCACCGAUGACAUCACGCUCAUCAUUGCUGUCGAUUGGUUUCUGGACCGACUGCGCACCACCACCAACGUCCUCGGAGACUCCAUCGGUGCAGGUAUUGUGGAACACCUUUCUCGCCACGAGUUGCAGAAGAAGGACCCUGAGGCUGUGAACUCGGUGGUGGAGGAGGCAGACAAGAAGCCGUACCAGCUCAUCUGCCAGGAGAACGAGUACGAGAACGAGAGGCCUGCGGCCAGUGAGACCAAGAUGUAGGAGGGCGGGUUGCAAACUUUCUUAGGGAAACCAUUGAACUGCUUCGAACUACUUUCCAAAUUAUGUUGAUCUACAGCUAGAAAAUAUUUCAGCCAAGAUGAAUUUCACUUGUGUGCGGUCUAGUGUGGACCUUCCUUACACACUGCAGACUUGAAAUGUUGAAUUCUUUUUUUUUUUCUAAGGGUUUGUGCUAUGAAACUUCCUGAAAGUACCAUUUAUAUCUGCCAAAUGUGGUUGGCAGCUGUUUACUAAUACGGAUGAACGACUGUAGAACUUAGUCGACCGUGGCCUGCAUGUCAUCUCAAACUUCACUCUGAGCUGUGAUGACUGAUUUCACCCUCUAGAGGCCAGUAUUGCAGUGAGUUUAACACACUUGUACAUGCUUUCUCUGGCUUUAAAGUUGUUGUUUUUGUUUAGUUUGAGUGUUGUUGCAUGAGGACAAUUGUGAGUGAAAUGGGUGUCCAAAUCUGUCUGGAGAGUGAUGUGAAAUGAGUGAGGUGUUUUUGCGUAUACACUGGGCUGACUGGGCCAAAUUCUUUGGGAGAAAAAGGGCUGUGAAUUUACAACUAAUGUAUAGACAUCAGUGGCUUUGUUUUCAAUGAUUUUGUGUACAGACUGAAUGAACGAAUGAUGUCAUGUAGCUUUUUUUCCUCUCUCCUGACUGUCCAAAUAAGUGCUGCUGAUGGGCAAACAGAGCUUUCAUCUUGGCAAAAGUUUGUUCCAAAUUCCCCCUGCAAUCAUUCAAACUGUCUGACCAAAAGCAUUCAGCCAUCCUGUGGCUUUACUACGAAUUUGAAUCAACUACUUGAUAUUAUAUUUCAACCAAAAUACAGCACCAAAUACAUGCUUUAAAAUCAUAAUAAUCUGUUUUAAACCAUAACAAACAGUUUCCAAAUAAAUCGCUAACCAGCUGAUUCAAGGGGAAAGCUGUGGAAGCCCUAAGAGGACAUGCAUCCAUGCAUUUUAUUAAACUCUGUUUUAACAUAUUAAAGGUCCAAUAUGUAAGAUAUCUACUGAAUUAAAUCAUAAAAUGACCUUACAAUAGCAUCAGACAUUAAGGAAAACAUGCUAUGCUGAAGUGUUGGCUUCUCAACAAUGCAGCAGCCAGUAUGUCCUCCUUCUAACUUUAGAUUCUGGUGCUGAACGGUUUGUUGUUGUAGCAAGAAAGCAGGCUAGCGAUCUGGUUGAGAUAUAACUGAUUCUGCCCGACCUCUGCAUGAACGGAGAGAGGUUAGAACACAGAAAGGUUUACAGACCGAUGCAGAGCUGGCUAAACACCGAAGCUACAUAUUGCUCCUUUAAUGAGUCAUUUCCGGUUGCUUUUUCAGUAUCUCGACUUGGGAUAACAACCUUGGUUUUUAUGAUAACAGGUUCACUUCAGUUGUUUUCUCAAAAUUUCAUGAAAACAACAGCGUUAUCACAGUGAAACCAGCGUUGUUAACUCGAGAUAACAACUUCAAUAAGUGCAGAUCUCAAGAGAACAAUCGGAAAUGACUCGUGAACACAGGAGACUGGAGUAAUAUAAAAUGUAUGGAUGCAUGUCCACUCAGGGCUUCCGUAGAAAACAGUAAUGAAUGCGUUUCAAACAUUUCUAAUGGUAAUUUUUUAGUCAGUCUUUUAACAAUAUCCAUGAUUUGUAACAUUUACCGGAAGAGGAUUUUUUAAAAUAUAUGAGUAAAAACGUAAUUAGAAAAAUAUAAUUUUCAUUUUUUUGCUAGUCCAUAGGCAAGUAGCCUAUUUUCUAUUCUUAAUUUAGUUUCCCUUAAGUGAUAAAAUCUUAACAAAAUUUUUAAUUGAUUUUCAUGUGGAUGCAUGUUGUAAAAACAAGGAUUUCUCUUCUUCAAUUUCCCCAUUUGUUAUUGUAGUUAGCUUGAAUUAGAAGGUGAUAUUUAGCAUUUGAGCCGAUCAGUAUGUAUAACAAAUGUAACAUUUACGUAGAAGACGCUUUGUAUAGAAGGUCCCUCUGAAUAUACUGUACUUGUAUAGAAAAAUGUAGAUAAACGUGUACAAUAAUUGUAGAUUUGAAUUGUAAAGAGUUACUGGAGGAUUGCGUAUAUGUAAAGAAGCUGUUGUGAAACUCUAAUGACCGAACUAACGAUCCCUCUAGUUUUGUACAAAAGUACAAAAGUGGCUGAUUUAAGGGACCAAAUGUUUUCCUCUAAACGCUCAAGGAAACGGAACAGUUCCUUUGUUUACUGUUGCUGUCUUUGCAGUUCUUUAUUGAUCUGAGUGUUUCAUAAAUGCACAUGUGAGAGUACGCGCACACACACACACACACACACACACACACACACACACACACACACACACACGCACGCACGCACGCACACACACACACACACACACACACACACACACACACACACACGCACACACACACACACACACGACUGGAAAAAGUUUGUAGUUUUAAUCUUGCAUGGAUUUCUUUUUUCAAUAAAAAUAUGAAAUCAG